CACUCAACGCCCCCGGAUUUGAUUUUCAUUCCCCCGUCCGAGCGCUACUAACGGGCUCGUCCGGUUAGGGAAGAACUCGUGAUAACCAAUUAGACCCCCCGUGGAUUGGCACCGGACAGAAUUCAAUGUCCCCGGCAUCAGUCCUCUUCCAAAACGAGAGUCAUACAGUGGUAUUGCUUGAUGUGCCGAGGACGCUCGAAGAAGCACAGCUUUUGCCAGGCGAGCUCCAGUCUGGGACGACUCCUCUGAGGAGGCUGAUCUCGACCAAGCCCCCCGAGACUCCCUUUCAGACCCCGGAACCCAAGCAUGGCCAGCUGACCCAAACCGCCUCGACCCCCUCGGCACAAGUGGCCGAGCUGAUGACCCUUGCUGCCGUGAAUAGUGCUCUGGAUGAAGUGCAUCAUGGAUACCACGGGCCAUGGUGUCUGCCCCGCCUUAUGCCAGAAGCCGAAGUAUCUGAGGAUUGCUCAUCAGGGACUAAGAGAUGCGCCCCUUUCCCUGAGGACAAGCAAGUCUCGCCUGUAGCCGACCAGGUAUACAUACCCAAGGAGGCGCAAUUCCUACUUGGUACCGUCCAAUCGCAAAGAGCAGCCCUCAUCUCGCAGGAUGUCUUGUUCGAUCUGAUGAUUCUGGAUCCGCCGUGGCCGAAUCGCUCUGCCAGGAGGAAGAAGAAUAACUACGCCACGGCCGACGGCCUGGACGCGGUGAGGGAAUUGUUAUCGCUCAUCCCUGUCCGUUCCCAUCUAUCCACCGACGGUCUUGUGGCAGUGUGGGUGACCAAUGCGCCGCGGUUCGCGGAGCUUCUAACGUCUACCGGAGGGAUCUUCGCCGAAUGGGGGCUUGAGCUGGUAGACGAGUGGACGUGGCUUAAAGUCACCACCAAGGGGGAGCCCAUCUACCCCGUCGACUCUGCGUGGAGGAAGCCAUGGGAGCGACUGUUGAUCGCCAGGAGGUUGGGAAGUUCCAUAAAGACGCCAAACCCUAGGAAGGUGAUCGUUGCGGUGCCAGAUAUUCAUUCACGCAAGCCAAACCUUCGGGGAGUGUUCGCCGAGGUCUUCCGGCCCGGAUAUCUUGGGUUGGAGGUCUUCGCACGGAAUUUGACGGCGGGCUGGUGGAGCUGGGGUGACGAGGCUCUUCACUUCCAGCAUGGUGGCAAUUGGGCAGAUGUAUGAGAUGGGUGGUAGAUAUACCCAGCCUUUACUGCCAGACGUGAUAACCUCCCAACACGGGUAUCCAGUCAUUUUAUCGUAGCAUUGGGGGUCAAAGCCUUCCCUCCUCCCUCGCUAGUGCCUAUUCCACGCAUCUUACAUCCAACAUCCACACGACACCAUCAAACAAAACAAUAGUAUACAGAAGUGCCUCAUUGGCUCUUCUUGGAUUCGUCCUUCUCAAUCUCCA
Molecule: messenger RNA, 1398 nt
Organism: Phialemonium atrogriseum
Lineage: Eukaryota; Fungi; Ascomycota; Sordariomycetes; Cephalothecales; Cephalothecaceae
Product: MT-A70-domain-containing protein
Exons: 1
Coding region: 126-1172 (348 amino acids)
Biological process (GO): methylation
Cellular component (GO): nucleus
Molecular function (GO): methyltransferase activity; nucleic acid binding
Source: RefSeq, a predicted model, not a curated record